Fusarium graminearum PH-1 is the source of this 1349-nucleotide messenger RNA. RefSeq lists its product as uncharacterized. The coding region runs from base 44 to 616 and encodes 190 amino acids. NCBI's taxonomy places the organism in Eukaryota, Fungi, Ascomycota, Sordariomycetes, Hypocreales, Nectriaceae. The transcript is spliced from 4 exons. The record is from RefSeq and is a predicted model, not a curated record.
GUUUUCGUCAAUUCGCACUCACAAAGUGAAGGCGAUAGCAACGAUGUCAAGCACAGCAAAGGCCGUGGCCUUGUCCCCGGCUCCCUACCAUAUCAUCACCUACGGAACACUUCUAGGAACGACCUUUUUCCACUCCUUCGUCAAUGGCAUCGUAGCGUUCAGGGCGGUCGAUCGUGCCAGCUUCUCUGCUAUCCAGCAAAAGCUCUUCCCUAUCUACUUCGGCCUUCAAACUGUCCUACCCGGUGUUCUCGCCCUGACUUUCCCCGGAAACUCUCUGAUUGGUCUUGCCAAUGGUCCCGCCGGUCUGGUGUCGGAAUUUGCCCGCUGGCACUCCUUGUUGCCUAUCAGUGUCAUGGGUAUCACUGGUGCUAUCAAUCUGCUUGUUCUCCUACCAAUGACAGUUGACAUUAUCAAGAAGCGACGUGGACAAGUCAAGCGAGAUGGUAAGGAGUACUACGCUGAGGGUCCUCACUCAGACCAGAUGAAGGCUCUCAACAAGAAGUUCGGCAUGCUCCACGGCAUCUCAUCUCUUCUCAACCUUGCUACCUUUGUGGCUGCUGUCGGAUACGGCUUCACUCUAGGCGGUCGGGUUCUGUCCGUCGCGGACCUUGCUUGAACGAUUCAAUGAUAAAGAUGCAAUUCUUAUUCAUGCUCUAAAAUGCUAGUGGUGCAAAGAAUCUUCCUGAUAGCCUAGCGUCUACUUUCCAUCGUACAAUAGCGAAAAUCUCUAGUAUGUCUAUUCGUUGUGUCAUAAUUCGUUGAAAUAUUAGGUAUGGCCUUGUAAACAUUGCGCCAAUUGGUUGUCAUGGUGAACCAGUACAGCUCUCAUCAAGCGUCCGGUAUUGAAAGACAAGCGCUGGGUUUUAAAUUCGGAGCGAGGCACGGAGUUCCUCCUUGGCCUUUUCAAAGUCUCGCUGACGCUGGGCCUUGGCCUCUUCGUCGCUGAGGGUCUUCUGUUGACGGCGCUGAUUGGCCUCCAUCUGUCCCUUGAUCGUCCAGCGGCCGGGUUGGCGGUCAAGCAUGGCCUCAACAUCGACGUCCUCGUUGGGCUUGGGGAAUUCGGUGCUCAGAACGGUAGGUCUGCGUGUGUUGUUCUCAAACUCCUCGGCCUUGAGUCCGGGAGUAGAGACUGGGGUUGUUGCGGUAGACUGAGUCUUGUGCACCUCGCUGAAGUAGUGGUUGGCAUUGCUGGGAGCAGCAGCGACACUGGUGGGAGCGGUAGUCAUUUUGAUGUUGUUUGAGAAAGGUUUGAUUGAGAUGUAGUUGUUUGAGUUGUUCUCUUUAGUGAUAGCCGAUGAAGAUAAGGAAGCUGUUGUAUGUAGAUUGACGCUUCUUUCGCUAAGAUGAUA